AUGUCAAACAGUGCACAACAAGAAGCAGCUGUUUCACCCUCAAUAAAUCAUCACGAUGCAAAGCAAUGGCAACAUUGCUCAUUAUUUAAUUUAGAUCUAUUUCAUGAUGAUACUCAUCAGUUAGAUUUAACCAAAAAUAUAAUUAACAAUAAAAAUAUUGUUGGUUGCUGUUGCUCAUCAUCAACACCCAAUGUUGAUGAUUCAUGCGGAAAAAAACAUUUAAAUCAUUCAUGUUCAUAUGCUGUUAUACAAAAAAAUUAUACAACACAACUUGAACAUGUUGCUGAGACAUUGUUAGCAAAUGAAAAUAAAACAUCAAAUAAUUGUUAUUACUGUUCAAGUCUUGAUACUAAUGAUACGAAAACUCAAUCGUUUAAUCGAAAGAUUCUUCUUGAUUCCACAGCUAUACUCGAUAGUUUACUUCGAAAUAAUCUAAAAACAUCAUCAGCCAUAACCUAUUCAAAUAAUACUCUAACAACCAAUGCUACUUCAACAGGCAAUCAACGACGAUGGCAUUCUGAACGUGGUAGUCGUCAUCCAAAUGUUCGUGCUAAUUUACCAUUAACACCCGCUCAACGACAAGUUCUCGAACGUUAUAUGAACUAUCCAUUAAUAAAACCACCGACAACACUCCAUUCUACACGUCGUUUGUAUAAUCAAGCAUUAACAGGUAAAGCAGGUGAAGCGACGGGUACCGCUCUUUCAGCUCUUGCCGAACAGCCAACAACUACAUCAUCUACGAUGGUUCACCUUCGAAAAAAUAGUGUACCAUCAAAUCAUACACGUCCACUAUCAUCAACAUCAUCAUCGACAUCAGCGGCAUCUCAUCAUAGCACAUUAAAUAGACGUUUUUUAACAGAUACAAUUAAAUCUCAAGAAAAUUCUGAUGAAGAAAAUGAUGAUAAAUCAAUAUCAUCUGAGCUUGACCCUAAAAUUGACGAAGAACAUAGUGAUAUUGAUCCCACUAUUAUUUUACUGAAUCAUCAUACAAGUUUAUGUGAAACAUUAUCUGAAUGCAGUAUAUGUUGCGAAAUGAAACGUCUCCAAAAACGAGCUUGUUGUAAUUUUUAUGCCUGUUCGACAUGUUUAAAUAUUUAUAUUGAAGAACAGAUUAAAAGAGGUAUUGUUCGAAUACAAUGUCCAAAUCAACAAUGCAAAAUCUAUAUGCAUCGAGAUGAAAUAUAUAAACGAUGUAUAUCACCAGAAUUACGACAAAAAUUUACACGAUUUUUAGUUGACGCAAAUCGUGCAAAUAAUAUAAAAACAUGUCCAAGAUGUUCAAAUAUACAUGAAAUAGAUCCAGAAGUUUUUCGUAUGAUGCGUCGUGCACCAACAAAAGUUCAAUGUGUUGAAUGUAAUUUAAUUUGGUGCUUUCAAUGUCAUUCACCUUGGCAUGAUGGUAUACAAUGUAAAGAGUUUCGUCGGGGCGAUCGAAUGUUAAAAAAAUGGGCAAGAGAAGUUCAUUAUGGACAACAUAAUGCGCAACAAUGUCCAUCGUGCAAAGUAUAUAUUCAGCGAACUAAAGGAUGUGAUCAUAUAGUUUGUCUACGAUGUAAAACAGAAUUUUGUUAUAAAUGUGGUGGCCGCUUUCGAGAUAUUAAAUUUAUAGGUGAUCAUUACAGUGAAUUAAGUGUACUCGGUUGCAAAUAUCGUUUUUAUCCAGAUCAUCCAUUUAAACGUCGUCUUAUACGAGGUUCAAUUCUUUGUGGAAAGAUUUUAGCAGCACCUAUCAUUCUUUGUUUGGCUGCGGUUGCUGGUGCUGCUUGUGUUGGCGUUGGGCUUCCAGCUUAUUGUUGUUUUAUGCUUGUUAGACAUGUUAAAACUAAACGAAGACGACCACAUUCAAAACUAAAAGAACCUGUUUUGAUGAGUUAUAAAACAUUGAAUGAUAUGGUACCUCAAUUAAUACCACGUGAUCCACUGAAUAGUGAUGGUGUUAAACCAGGUUUUAAUUCAAUUCGAUCAAAUAUUCAAAUCAACGAGACAAAUAAUGUAGACAUUGAUCCAACUAGUAAUGCUCCGAUAGCUGUGUUUGAUGAAUGUGAUAUUCAUAUUCCAACAAGACAAACUGAAGAAUCCACACCAAUGCCAAUAACUUCUCUAUCGCCUUCAUAUCUUUCAAUGGCAUCACCGAGUUUUCCUCGAUUAACACCUUAUACUACACUAAGAAGAUCACCGUCGAAAAUCAAUAUAUAA
Molecule: messenger RNA, 2196 nt
Organism: Rotaria socialis
Lineage: Eukaryota; Metazoa; Rotifera; Eurotatoria; Philodinida; Philodinidae
Source: the annotation of a GenBank genome assembly